Molecule: messenger RNA, 3475 nt
Organism: Physcomitrium patens
Lineage: Eukaryota; Viridiplantae; Streptophyta; Bryopsida; Funariales; Funariaceae
Product: bifunctional dethiobiotin synthetase/7,8-diamino-pelargonic acid aminotransferase, mitochondrial
Biological process (GO): biotin biosynthetic process
Cellular component (GO): mitochondrion
Molecular function (GO): S-adenosyl-L-methionine:8-amino-7-oxononanoate transaminase activity; pyridoxal phosphate binding; dethiobiotin synthase activity
Source: RefSeq, a predicted model, not a curated record
ACGUCCAAGGCGUCGACGCUGUGGAUUCCUCCGGCGUUGCAACAUCUCCUCCUUGCCCUCGCUUCGCUUGCUCCCACUUGUCUCGCGACUCAGCUCUCGCUGUCGCCCUCUCGCUUGCUCACUCUCUCAGGCUCGUUUGCAGUCUUGCCUGCUCAUCCGAUACUCAAGCGGUGCUUCGUUGUGUUUUGCAGAGGGAGGGAGGGAGUGACGAAGAAAGGAAGAAACGGAGAGUGAGAGAGCAUCACGCUCUACGGUAGCCACCAUGCAUCUCCUCCUCCUCCUGCCCCUCCGCCGCCGCUGCACCAACCCCAUUGCCCCACGCAUUGCUCACCAGUCUCGCUUCCUGGUGAGCACUGCCGGAGCCUGCUCUCCCCUGCCUCGUCAUCUCCUCUCGGGGAUAUGGGGCCGGUGUCUGAGCUCGCACCCUAGCCCCAUAGAGGACGCGGAUGAAGCCAGGUGCGUAGCAGAGAAUGUGGCUGAUGCAUUGGACGUUUCGUAUCCUACCUACAUGGUGUGGGGGAGCAAUACGGGAGUGGGCAAAACGCUCGUUAGUGCAGGAUUAUGUUCUGCAAUCCUUCGUCUGUCCAAAUGCCAAGGCAAUUCUGGAGCCAAAGAUUUGCUCUACCUCAAGCCCGUGCAAACAGGAUUCCCGUCUGAUUCAGACGCGCGGUAUGUCUACCAGGAGGUUUCUCGAGUUGGGCGAUUGCAUCCCGAGGCCAUUUCAGAAGGUUUGUUCUUGUGUAACCACACCCUACAAGUAUCGCCUGCCGUGCAGAUUUCCGCUCGUGCGGGAGCCAGUGUUCCGGUGCAGCCACAAUCUGCUUGGAAUGCAGGGGGUCUUUCUUCCAGUCUAAAUGGCACAGGAAUGAAAGAUUUCUGCAGCUACGAAUCACAGUUACUGCAAGGUGUGAAAUCCAGGAAUAUUCCCGCAGACGGUGAUGUUUACGGAAGAGCACAACUUCGAAACACUCUAUCACGCUUCACUUGCAAGACAAUGUGGGCAUGGUACGAGCCUAUUUCCCCACAUCUUGCAGCUGCAAGGGAGGGUUCAACUGUGCCCGACACUAUGGUUGUUGAGGCUAUCCAACGUUCACUUCAGGCUCUCAGCAGUAGUCGAAAGACCAGCGGACAUCGAGAGGAUGCAGGUGAUUGUGCAGAGAAGUGGGCGAUAUUAGAAACUGCCGGGGGGGUUGCUAGCCCUGGACCAUCCGGAAGCCUGCAAUGCGAUAUGUACAGAUCGCUUAGGUUUUCGGGUUUACUGGUCGGGGACGGGAGGUUGGGAGGCAUCUCAACCACUAUUGCAGCCUAUGAGAGCCUGCGGUCCCGCGGUUAUGACAUUCCAGCUAUUGUUAUCGUGGACUCAGGAUUGAGCAAUGAAGAGCCUGUGCUGCAGUACCUACGACACAAGAUACCGGUUGUUGUUCUUCCUCCCCUACCUGAAGAUCCGAACAAGAGGCUUGAGGAAUGGUUUCGCCUCGCAGAGGGAACGUUUCUUGAGUUAAUGAAUGUAUUGGAAAAUUCCCAUUCCAAGAGAUUAAGGCGGCUUGAGGAGAUGCCCAAAAUGGCAGGAGAAAUUUUAUGGUGGCCCUUCACACAACACGACCUAGUUGCCCAAGAUUCCAUCACGCUCAUUGAUUCAAGAUCAGGGGAGAACUUUUCUGUCUACAAGUCUGGAACGCCUUCAACCGGUAAGACGAUUGCGACGCAGUUUGAUGCAUGUGCAAGCUGGUGGACUCAAGGCCCUGAUUCUAUCUUGCAGCCCGAGAUAGCCAGAGAAGUAGCUUACACUGCGGGAAGGUAUGGUCACGUCAUGUUUCCUGAAAAUGUACAUGAACCUGCUUUGCGGUGUGCUGAAAUUCUUCUCGCAGGGGCAGGCCGAGGAUGGGCAGAGCGGGUGUUUUUCUCGGACAAUGGAUCGACGGCUAUAGAAGUUGCUAUUAAAAUGGCUUUCCGAAAAUACAUUGUUGACCAUGGUCUUAGCGAUCCCUCUACCAUCGAGCGCCGAGGAGGGCAAUUGAAGGUUGUAGCUCUAAAAGGAUCCUAUCAUGGGGACACACUAGGUGCUAUGGAAGCACAAGCGCCUUCAGCUUACACAGGCUUCAAGCAACAACCAUGGCAUGUAGGGAGAGGUUUUUUCCUGGAGCCACCUACCGUCUUUCAACGACAGGGUCGUUGGCAUCUGCAACUUCCACGUGUCUUCCACGAUAGUGAUUCUUCUGAUUCUGCUUCUUCAGGCUGGAAAUCCAGGGACGAAAUUUUUGACAUUUGCCGAGAUUCCACACCUCUUGCCAACCUCUACAUCAGAUCUAUUAAUCAGCAACUUGCUGCAGCAGUUAGAGAAGAGAAUAAUGUCCCAGCUGCAUUGAUUAUUGAACCUGUGAUGCACGGAGCGGGAGGAAUGGAUAUGAUAGAUCCCUUGUACCAGCGGAUGCUUGUCCGUGAAUGUCGCCGCCGUGGCAUACCAACCAUUUUUGACGAAGUCCUUUCUGGUUGCUGGCGAUUUGGUGUAGAGUCUGCUGUAGAUCUACUGGGCUGCAGCCCCGACAUAGCAUGUUACUCAAAACUACUUUCGGGGGGUUUAGUUCCUCUCGCUGCAACACUUGCAACUCAGGCUGUCUUUGAAGCCUUCCGUGGCAUCUCUAAGUUAGAUGCUCUGUUACAUGGCCACUCGUAUACAGCUCAUGCUGUUGGCUGCGCAAGUGCCGUUGUGUCCCUUCAAUACUUUUCCGAUCCCUCAAAAAAUUCUAAUUUGUUACCAGGAGGGCGCCGCCUGAGGGAGCUGUGGAAACCAGAAUUAGUGUCACUUAUAUCGUCACACCAGUCAGUGGAAAGAGUGGUGUCUGUGGGGACAAUCUUCGCACUGGAACUCCGUGCUAAUGCAGCAGAAUCAGGAUAUGCCUCCAUGCUCUCAAAAGAACUUGUGGAAAAUCUUCGACAAGAAGGCAUCUACACCAGACCACUGGGAAAUGUAGUGUACCUCAUGUGUGGGCCACUAACACAACCCAAAACGUGUACCACGAUGUUGGAAAAGUUGCUUGCUUUACUUGGCUAGACCGAAGCAGCACAUUUGCUCGAGGUGUUUUGGAAGCGAGUGCUGAAAUUUGUGGACACUGAUGGUUAAUGAUGACCAGCAGAAAGGACGUGACGUGAUGUGACCUGGAGGAAGCUAUGGCUUUGUAGUAGAGACUUGAAAUCUUCUUAAUCUACUUCAAGUAAUUUCUGAAGAAGCAUACUUGUCACCUCCCAAAUUGGAUUUAUCGUAGCAAUGAAAAAGCAGACACAAAUGAAAGUGUAACCUCCAUUGUUCUGAGACGAAGUGGAUGUCUCCUCCUGACAUCUUAUCCGAGUCCGAAUUCGGGGUACUCGGUCACACGAUCGCCUGUGUGGACUGCUUUUUAUCAUGUGAACAAUUCAUUUCAAAUUUCAUUGCACAGAACUAUCCAGCUGCUCAGGCAUUCGGUAGUGUUUGAGGUAA